AUGAUGAAUAACAACGGGUUCAGUACAGGGGAAGAAGAUUCCCGAGGACCAGCAGAUCAAAUCUGCUGUUUGCUUGACGAUGGCGAGCGAUGCCGGAAGCAGGCAGGAAAUGCUUCCUACAGCAAACGAAUCCAAAAAACAGUCACCCAACGAAGGCUGAAACUCAGCAUCGACAGCCAUGCUCGGCACAUUUACAUCUGCGACUUCCAUAAGGCGCGAAUACAAUGCGCUCGCACUAAACGACGCCGGCGUGAUUCCGAAGACGAUAGUAACGAAACGGACACCGACCUGCCAGAAGUUGAUCUGUACCAGUUGCAAGUAAACACGCUCCGCCGGUACAAACGGUUCUAUAAGGUGUCUACCCGUCCAAGCAGCAACAAGGCACAGCUAUCGGAGACAAUCAUGAAACACUUCAAGACGAUACCGAUAAAGGAAAAAGAAAUCCUCACCUACUUCAUUUACAUGGUCAAAUCUAAUUCAAACAAGUUGGACCAGAAGAACAAUGCGAAUACCGAAGCCACCUGAAAGUAGUGAUUAAUGCUCAUGAUUCGCGGUAGCAACAUGUUCAAAGCUGCUGUUUGGGAGCGGUUCAUCGCAUACCGAAUGUGCAACCGGAAGCAAUCGGCCACCUUAGGAAACAUAUAACAAACGACGAAUCGUCCGAAUAUCCUAGAUGUAAUUUUUAAACACUUUUACCCUAUCUGUGUCGAAGUUAGAUUUUUUCCCCUAUGUCCUGCGUAACACAUCUGCAUCUUCCGUUCGACAAAUUAUGCUCGAACCGUUGCUUAACAAACCGCAUGCGUUUAUAAAUAAAGUGCGUUUCGCAAUAACG
Anopheles nili is the source of this 832-nucleotide messenger RNA. It is a transcript of the gene Sap30, whose product is annotated as histone deacetylase complex subunit SAP30 homolog. Gene Ontology annotation, molecular function: protein binding; transcription coregulator activity. The transcript is spliced from 3 exons. The record is from RefSeq and is a predicted model, not a curated record. Lineage: Eukaryota; Metazoa; Arthropoda; Insecta; Diptera; Culicidae. Gene Ontology annotation, biological process: regulation of DNA-templated transcription. The coding region runs from base 1 to 525 and encodes 174 amino acids. Gene Ontology annotation, cellular component: histone deacetylase complex.